UGAUACUUGAGGAAUGAUGGAUGGUAGCUUUAAACUAGUUCUCAAGUUACAAACUCCUCUCGGAGGAUUUCAGAGUAUUUUUUUUCCUGCAUCGCAUCUUACCAUUUUUAGCAUUCUACAAAGCUACCAUGCCAAUGAUAGACUUAACUUCAACUGCGAUCCCAAACCCAGUGAUUUUAUCAGACAACUUUGCUAUGACAACUACAUUUCCACAGUUACCAAGCCUCAUGGUUUAAUACCUCGGAACGUUGUUGCCAUAACCUUCAGUGUUUUGUGUGCAUGCUGGAUCGUCUUUGGAAUUUAUGGUGUUGUGACCCUUCGAAAAAGACCAGGAUACAAGGAAAAAAACACAAAGAAAUUUCUUUACGCCUACUUCAUCCAUGUAUUCUUUCGAAUAUUUUUCCUGGGUGUUAUGUUAGGGCUGGUCUGCAGUUACCAGACAAUUUUUUUACCUUCAGUUUUUAAGUGUGGUGUUAAAGAGAUCUUGCAGACCAACAGUCAAACCACGCCAAGUUCACUCAACCAGACAAAAUUAAAACUGCAAUGUAAUGAUCUUCAUUACAAGGAGAAAUCUUACCUAAACAUAACUUUUAUCUCUGUCGAUGCCUUCUUUAUGGUGGUCAGUAUAUUGGAAGUCCUGCACUUGUACCGUAUCAGGGAAAACUAUGUGCAAAAGUUGUUAGGAAACCUUGAAGACUUUGAGGUUCAAGAGUUACUGCAAAAAAAGCCAACCAUCACAAACACAGAAGUAGAAGUUGACAAGGAUUUCAUUGUUACCUGGUCAGAAGCUGAGGCCAGCAGCAGUAAUAGCAGUAUUAAAUACCGUCUAGAAUGUUGGAAACAAUUCAUGACAGGAUCCACAAAAAUCUUUCAACAAGGAGAUAUUGUUGAAACUCGCCACACGAUAACUGGCCUUGAGUAUGACACAGACUACGAAGUGAAACUGUUCGCUGUCAACGAACAAGGAGACAGUGAACCAGAUGUCAGAACAUUUAAGACAAAGAGUGGUUUACCUGAGAAACCAGCCAUCACAAACACAGAAGUAGAAGUUGACAAGGAUCUCAUUGUUACCUGGUCCGAAGCUGAGUCCAACAGCAGUAAUUGCAGUAUUAAAUAUCGUCUGGAAUGUAGGAAACAAUUCAUGACAGGAUCCACAAAAAUCUUUCAACAAGGAGAUAUUGUUGAAACUCGCCACACGAUAACUGGUCUUGAGUAUGACACAGAGUAUGAAGUGAAACUGUUCGCUGUCAACGAACAAGGAGACAGUGAGCCAGAUGUCAGAAGAUUUAAGACAAAGAGUGGUUUACCUGAGAAACCAAUCAUCACAAACACAGAAGUAGAAGUUGACAAGGAUCUCAUUGUUACCUGGUCAGAAGCUGAGUCCAAAAGCAGUAAUUGCAGCAUUAAAUACCGUCUGGAAUGUAGGAAACAAUUCAUGACAGGAUCCACAAAAAUCUUUCAACAAGGAGAUAUUGUUGAAACUCGCCACACGAUAACUGGUCUUGAGUAUGACACAGAGUAUGAAGUGAAACUGUUCGCUGUCAACGAACAAGGAGACAGUGAGCCAGAUGUCAGAAGAUUUAAGACAAAGAGUGGUUUACCUGAGAAACCAGCCAUCACAAACACAGAAGUAGAAGUUGACAAGGAUCUCAUUGUUACCUGGUCAGAAGCUGAGUCCAACAGCAGUAAUUGCAGUAUUAAAUAUCGUCUAGAAUGUAGGAAACAAUUCAUGACAGGAUCCACAAAAAUCUUUCAACAAGGAGAUAUUGUUGAAACUCGCCACACGAUAACUGGUCUUGAGUAUGACACAGAGUAUGAAGUGAAACUGUUCGCUGUCAACGAACAAGGAGACAGUGAGCCAGAUGUCAGAAGAUUUAAGACAAAGAGUGGUUUACCUGAGCAAAAACCAAUCAUCACAAACACAGAAGUAGAAGUUGACAAGGAUCUCAUUGUUACCUGGUCAGAAGCUGAGUCCAAAAGCAGUAAUUGCAGCAUUAAAUACCGUCUGGAAUGUAGGAAACAAUUCAUGACAGGAUCCACAAAAAUCUUUCAACAAGGAGAUAUUGUUGAAACUCGCCACACGAUAACUGGUCUUGAGUAUGACACAGAGUAUGAAGUGAAACUGUUCGCUGUCAACGAACAAGGAGACAGUGAGCCAGAUGUCAGAAGAUUUAAGACAAAGAGUGGUUUACCUGAGAAACCAAUUAUCACAAACACAGAAGUAGAAGUUGACAAGAAUCUCAUUGUUACCUGGUCAGAAGCUGAGUCCGCCAGCAGUAAUUGCAACAUUAAAUACCGUCUGGAAUGUAGGAAACAAUUCAUGACAGGAUCCACAAAAAUCUUUCAACAAGGAGAUAUUGUUGAAACUCGCCACACGAUAACUGGUCUUGAGUAUGACACAGAGUACGAAGUGGAACUGUUCGCUGUCAACGAACAAGGAGACAGUGAGCCAGAUGUCAGAAGAUUUAAGACAAAGAGUGGUUUACCUGAGAAACCAAUUAUCACAAACACAGAAGUAGAAGUUGACAAGGAUCUCAUUGUUACCUGGUCAGAAGCUGAGUCCGCCAGCAGUAAUUGCAGCAUUAAAUACCGUCUGGAAUGUAGGAAACAAUUCAUGACAGGAUCCACAAAAAUCUUUCAACAAGGAGAUAUUGUUGAAACUCGCCACACGAUAACUGGUCUUGAGUAUGACACAGAGUAUGAAGUGAAACUGUUCGCUGUCAACGAACAAGGAGACAGUGAGCCAGAUGUUCGAAGAUUUAAGACAAAGAGUGGUAUGUACCUUUAUUUAAGACUUCUCACUUUACUUUUGAUAGAAUCGUUUGAAAUGAAAUAA
This is a messenger RNA of Pocillopora verrucosa, 2836 nucleotides long. The record is from RefSeq and is a predicted model, not a curated record. Lineage: Eukaryota; Metazoa; Cnidaria; Anthozoa; Scleractinia; Pocilloporidae.